UUCAUUAUCGUUUCCCCCUUUUCCUUCAUUUACACUUUACCCAGAUUUUGGCGUUUUUUUGUUCAUUCUGCUUUGUGUAAUUUUAGGGUUUCAUUUGCACAUUUCGUUUCAUGUUUUUAAAUUUUUUAGUUAUUUAUUGUUGGUUUUGAACAUUUCAUUUGGUUCUUCUCUGGGUGUUGUUCUUUAAUUUGGUUUUGUUUUCUUUAUUUUCAGUGUUUUUUGUGCUUAUAGGUUCUGUGUUUUGUUUUCGUUUUUAGUGUUUUCAAUCAGUCGUUUGUAGUUUCUUAUAAGUUUUUUAAUAGUUUGAUAAUGGUAUGUUUGAUGUGUUUUCGAUUUUCAUUAGGUUUAGUUGUUUGCUGUUAUUUUUUAGGUUUCAAAACGAUUUUCAAAUCUUUGCUCUAUAUUUUUCUAUAGUUGUAUCUGUUUUGUAGUUUGUUUGUUGUUUGUAUAUAGUUUUAUUGUUCUUUUCAUACUGUAUUUUUUGAUUUCCUUUAGGGUUAGUUGUUUACUGUUUUUUUUACGUUUCAAAACGAUUUCAGGUCUUUACUGUUUUUUCUGUGUAGUUGUAUGUUAUUGGUAGUUUGUUUGUAGUUUGUUUAUAGUUGUAUUUCAGUUUUUAUACUGUUUUAUUCACAAUUUAUAAUUUAUUGUGGCCAUUUUCGUUAUGUUGCAGGUUUGGGACUACAAAUUUAGUCCUUCUGAUUUUUAUAGAUCUAAGUGUGUAUGCACCAGUGUUUAUUCCGUGAUAGAUAAUAUUAAGAACACUUUAUCUGUUAAUUUGCUUUCUUUGUUUCGUCAAACUCAGUUUGGGCAUUUUCUGGAUAUGCCUGAGUUUGUUUUUCAUCCGCAAGUCGUACAUAGUUUAUUACUAAGGGAAGUUUUCCAGCCCAAUCCUAAAGAGUUUUGGGCUAAGGUUGCUGGCCGUUGCAUACGGUUUAAUGCCGAAGAAUUUUACUUGAUUUCUGGAUUAGAUUGUUUCGGUGAUUGCAACAAGUUGUUGUUUUCACAGGAAACAAAUCGAUUGGUAGAAACAUGUUUCCGUGGUGUAAAAACUAUUGACCACAAAGCCAUCGAGGAUGCUUUUUUGGGUAGUCGGUGGGGUUUGGAUGAGUCUCUUGGUUUGAAAAUGGUUGUUUUGUAUUUCAUUCAGUGUUUUCUUCUUAGCAAUACUCUUGACAAAGAAGUGUCUAGGUUUGAUCUAGAUGUAGUGGAUAGUGGUCGGUGGGACGAGUAUUGUUGGGGUAGGGAAUCAUUUGAAUUGACAAUUGACUCAUUCAAAGGUAGGAUCCAGCAUGGGAUUAUUAUGAAAAAUAGGAAGGCAGAGAAGGGAGGCCAAUAUGAUGGCUGGUAUAGGGCAUUGGGAUGUCCUUGGGUUUUCACGGUUUGGUUUUAUGAAUGCUGUCCUGCAAUGGUGAACUCUUUCUGUAAGAGAGUUUCAUCUUCUAUUCCAAGGAUUCUGAACUGGAGCAACACCAUCGUCACCAAAAAUCCAACUCUUCGAGACUUGAAGGGCAAGAUUUUUGAUUUACCUUUGGACAAGUUGAAGAUAAAAAACAUGCGUCCUACUGAUGAAGAGAGGCAGCAGCUUCAACUUGACGGUUUAUUUCUCGAUGAAUCUAUUAAUGACCGUGGUGUAGCGAAGCAAUCCUUUGAGGGUGGGUCAUCUUCAAAGAAGUCUGAUUCAGCAGAUAUUGAUUGGAUGAAAUCUAAGUUGGAGAUGGUCAUUUCGAAUCAAUCAUCAUUGGCCGAGGACUUCAUUUCAUUGAGGUGUUUUGUUGAUUUUAAUUUCAAGUCCGUAAUGACUGUAAUUAAGGAUAUCCAGGAGAAGGUUAAUGCCAUUCAUCGUCGUCCUUCUGAUGAGGUAUUUAUUCAUAUUUUAUUGUUUAGGUUUUUUCAUAUUUUUUUUAAAGUUUCUUUACUGUUUUAUUUAAGUUUCAUUUAUGUUGGUUGAUACAGGGAAAGUCAUCGGAUGAAUUAGUAACUCAAGAUUCUGAUGAUGAUGUUGAUGAUGAUGAUGAUGAUGAUGAUGAUGAUGAUGAUGCCGAGAAUGAUGAGAAGCAAUUGCCUGAUCCAGAAAAUAUUGAUUCCGACUCCGACGAUUGUGGUGAGUUGGUUAAAGUUGGUGGGGAUGCUAAUGAUGCUGACAAGGUUGUUACUGUUGUUCCCGCUGCUGAUGUGAAUCCAUCUGAGGCUGUUGGAGGGAGUGAGAAAAAUGUUAAGGAUGUUGAGAAGCCAAAGGGCGAUGAGUCUCGAUUGAAGGGGGACGAUUUCUUUGAUGGGUUGAGCCAGCUUGAAAUAGAUGAUGAUCAAGUUGUGUUGGUUGGCUUGGAGGCUGUUGGUAAAAUCCAUGUAAGUUUAUUUUUAAUUGUUUUCAAGAAAACUAGGUUUCUUUUUGGUUGCUCAAUAGUUUCUAGUCUGUUUUGCAACUGUUUCAAU
Messenger RNA from Cannabis sativa, 2436 nucleotides. RefSeq lists its product as uncharacterized. The record is from RefSeq and is a predicted model, not a curated record. Lineage: Eukaryota; Viridiplantae; Streptophyta; Magnoliopsida; Rosales; Cannabaceae. The transcript has 2 exons. Bases 665 to 1951 code for a protein of 428 amino acids.